AUAAAAACAUAUAUCUUAUAAAACAAUUAGAAGAAAUUAUAAUGUGUGAUACAAUUUCCAUUUCGUCAGCCAUAUUGUUUUAAAAUCAUUGUAGACGAAAUAUUUAUAUUUUUUAUAAUCUCAAAUCAUGAAAGAGAUGUUAACAAAUCAAACUAGUUCAGGAUAUAGUAACCCUUUCGUUAAUAAUAAUGGAGACAGCAACAGCAACAAUACAAACGAUAAUAAUACAAGGAGAUAUGCUGUUCUUAGUACAGACUGGAUAUCUGCAAUUGGAGAAGAACUGGGAAUGCAUCCUUUACCAGAUUCUUUAUUAAAAAGACUCGCAGAAGAUGCCUCGUAUCGACUUAGAGAAGUUCUACAUAAAUGUGUAACAAGAUUAAAACAUAGCAAAAGAAAACGUCUAACGUCUACAGAUGUAAACGCUGUAAUUACCAAUUUAUGUGAUGUAGAUCCAGUAUUAGGAGCACCAGAAUCUCUACCAGAAUACCAUACAGAAGCAAAAGUCUUUGUUCCUAAUGAACGUAUUGUUAAUCUAGUACAAAAAAUAAAUGAUCCACUUAACAUAUUGCAAACUAGUAUACCCUUCAUUCAAGAAUCGGAAAUAUGUGAUACCAGACUAACAGAAGCAAGAAAUAAUUAUGCAAAACGCGCAUUGAAAACAUUAUUUAAUGGAUCUCAGAAAACAUUUCAGGUUCUAAUUAAUGAUUGUGCCACUAAUGUUCAUUUGAGUGGGGAAGGAGUAAUUGAUAAAUUAAUGUCUAUUGCUAGAUCUAUGAUAAUUUCGAAUAAUGUGCAAUACACAAGAGUAUCAACAAGAACAUGCCAACUUAUUAUUGCAAUUGCAAGCAACAGUGAAGCUGUUUAUCCAUAUCACUUAACUUCGGUUGAUAAGUUAACUGAAUUGUUAUUGGAAUUACUUUUAGGACAGAGUUUCAUAAAUCCAAACCUUGAAGCACUCUUUAAAGAAUGCACGCUAAAAUUAAUGCUUCGUUGGCCAUCUAUUGCUGAUAAAUAUAUCCCCAUGUUGGAGAACGUACUCUUAAAGGAAGAAAAGGUAGAUAUAAAUGGUAAUAAGAAACAUAUUUUGGUUAUGGAGCUAUUAGCUAGUAUUCAGCCUUUGAUGCUUUUCCAACAAGAGAUAGGCUCUCCACUCUCAGUACAUACUGUUUUAAAAUUUGCCUUACCUGGUUCUAUCCUGUGGCAAAAAAUAGCUCUUAGUAUUUGUGCUCUUAUAAAAUCACAAGCUCAUACUUUAGAUAUUGAAGCUUUCAUGGAACAUUAUGGAGAUUCUUUACUACCAUAUUUACCAUUUCGUUAUAAAAGUACGGUAAAUGGUUAUAAAAAACCUAUUUCUCUUCCUAUCACUGUCAAAAGUAAAAUAAAAUAUGUUAAAGUUAGGCCGGUAAUAAGUAAUCGGCUGUUAUGGGAUCGACAAACAGCAUUUCCUGAUUCUACAUUACGAGGUCCACGACGAGAAAUAAGAUUUGCCUUCGCCGGUGGACGACCGGUACCAUCUAGUAAUUUAAGGCGUGUUAGUUUGAGAGCGAAUUAUCAGAUUUUAAGAAGUGAACUACAAGCUACGCUUGCUCUAGUAGCAUCACGAAGGUUAUUAGUACUUAAAGAUAAAAGAAAGAGAUCAUUCGAUAUUUAUAAUCUAUUAUAUGGUUAUUUAUAGAUUUGUAUGUCCCAGUGUGUAUGAUUUAAAUAAUAAUUUUACGUUUACAUUCGAAUAGCCUUUGAUACAAACAAAUAUUAUUUUUUAAAAGAUUUCAUUUGGUUUCAAAAUACAUAUAAACAUCGUAAUAUUUUCUCGUUAAAGGGAGAAAACAUUAUUUCACAUUUAUACAUAAAGUUUAAGAUUUGUUAUUUAUGACCCUACUUAUAGUAGUACGUUUUUAUAACAAUAUCUUCUGUAUAUUGCUGAAAACUAUAACAUAUUUAUUAAAUUAGUAAUAAGAAAAAGACUGAAGCCAUGACCUCACCGAAAAAAUUGACCUCUCUAUUAAAGACAGUCUUGUAACCCUUGCGGUAAUACACUACGUGGUAAUAUAUGCGAAUUAAUCAAACAUGUAGCCCGAGUAUGCAUCCUUAUCGGUAUCUGAAAUAAAUAUUUUUACCAUCA
This is a messenger RNA of Bombus impatiens (common eastern bumble bee), 2122 nucleotides long. RefSeq lists its product as uncharacterized. Gene Ontology annotation, cellular component: transcription factor TFIID complex; SLIK (SAGA-like) complex; SAGA complex. Lineage: Eukaryota; Metazoa; Arthropoda; Insecta; Hymenoptera; Apidae. Bases 128 to 1675 code for a protein of 515 amino acids. Gene Ontology annotation, biological process: transcription initiation at RNA polymerase II promoter; RNA polymerase II preinitiation complex assembly. Gene Ontology annotation, molecular function: protein heterodimerization activity; RNA polymerase II general transcription initiation factor activity; transcription coactivator activity. The transcript has 8 exons. The record is from RefSeq and is a predicted model, not a curated record.